UCACGUGCUCCUCUGCUGCCAUGGAGGUGGGUUGCCUCCCCGUGGAGCUGUGGAGGGUGAUCUUGGCCUAUCUCCCCCUCCCAGACCUGGGCCGCUGCUGCCAGGUGUGCCGUGCCUGGCGGGAGCUCAUCCUCUCUCUGGACAACACCCGCUGGAGGCAGCUCUGCCUGGGUUGCCCCGAGUGCCGGCAUCCCAACUGGCCCAGCCAGCCCCACCUGGAGCCGCCGUCCUGGAGGGAGGCGCUGAAGCAGCACGCCCUGUCGGCCCGCACCUGGACCCGGAAUGGGCCGGAGCUCCAGUCCUCCGCCUGCCUCUUCUUCUUCCGCCGGAGAAAAGACCGCCGGGUCUGGCACGUGGGGCCCGGCUGCGAGUUUGAGACCUUACGAGGGGUGCUUGGGGCGGUGGGACCGUAUGACCGCGUGGUUCUCCAUCCGGGGGUGUACGAAGAGCAGGCCGAAGUGACGCUGAAAGUGCCCGUGGAGCUCGUCGGUCUGGGCCAACUGGGCGAGGUGGCCCUUCUAGUGUGUAUGGAGCAGCAGUGCCCGACCGCCAGGUUGUGUAACCUGGUGUUCAUGCCACCCUGGUUCUCCACCGUUGUGUACAAGACAUCCUGGGGUCACAUUCAGCUCGAUAACUGCAACUUUGAGGGGGCCCAGCUGCAAAUCCGUGGCCCCGGCACCUGCCAGGCUCGUUUCUGCUCCUUCUCACAAGGCAGCUCUGCCCACUUGCUGGGUGUCGUCCUCAGUCUGUUGGACAGCUGUGAUUUCUCAGGGAGCGACACAGCUUCUGUCACCGUGGAAGGUCCCCCGGUGUCAGAAAGGAACUGGGCUUGUAAACACUUGGCUGCCCUCGCCAAGACCUUCCCAUCGGAUUCUUUGUGCUCUCCCAAAGGCCCCCAUGCCGCCCCCGCGGGCGAGCCGGACCCCCCGCGUGGAAUCGUCAACAAGGAGCACGCACGCAUGGAGGACUGGAAGACGAGGACUGGUGGGGAGGCGGGUUGUCAGGGCACACUGAUUGAAGACGGGUGGAGCGAUGGGGAGCGCAGCGAGGGCGAGGAGGAAAACCGCCACGGAGAGGGAGCAGACAACGCUGAGAAAGAAUUGAUGUGGGAUUACAAAAUCCCCUGCGGCCACCACGGCCUGUCCCAUUUGCUCAGGCCCCGGGCGGAUGGCUCCCUGCCGCUCGCGUCCUCCCCCGACCCACCAUCUGCAACCCCUCAGCCCCUCACCCUUCUGCAGGAAUUGGAGCAGGACCCCGAUGCAGCGUUACUGUGGACGUCCGCCCUCGGCUGCAUCCUCAGACGCUGCCUCUUCCGAGACGGGAAAGGCGGCGUCCACGUGUCUAACUACGGCCAGGUUCGUCUGGAAGACAACAUAUUCCGCGGGCUGAACUACGCCGUCCGCUGCAUCCAGAACUCCACGAUUGUGAUGCUGAGAAACGAGGUGUGUGAGUGCCGGGCCUCAGGCGUGUUUCUGCGCCUGUCCGCUCGGGGCCUCAUCGCAGAAAAUAACAUCCACUCCAACGGGGAGGCGGGCCUGGACAUCCGAAAAGGAGCUAACCCCACCAUCCUGUGCAACAGAAUUCAUGGCGGUCUUCGUUCCGGGAUCGUUGUUCUUGGCAACGGGAAGGGUUCCAUUCGGAGCAACCUGAUCUACAACAACAAGGAAGCCGGUGUUUAUAUUCUCUUCAGUGGGAACCCUGUGGUGAGCGGUAAUCACAUCUUCCAGGGCCAGGCAGCAGGGAUUGCCAUAAAUGAGAAUGGCAGAGGGGUGAUAACAGAGAACGUGAUCAGGGAGAACCAAUGGGGGGGCGUGGACAUCCGCAGAGGAGGCGACCCCAUCUUGAGGAACAAUUACAUCUGCCACGGCUACUCAGACGGAGUGGUGGUGGGAGAAAGGGGGCGCGGCCUCAUUGAGGGAAACCACGUCUACUGUAGAGUGGCAGCAGCAAGGGAUGUGAUUGGUUCAUCACGGCUCACCUUCACACGUCUGAUUUCUUUAGGUAAUAAAGGCUGCGGCGUGUGGGUUAUGUCGUCCAGCCUCCCGCAGCUCCUGGGAAACUACAUCCUCCAUAACUGUAUGUACGGGCUGGCGGUGUUCUGCCGGAAGGACCCGGGGAGCGUCGAGUCCCGGGAGGGGAGCUGGCCCGGUCAGGACGGGGUCGGCGGAGAUGCCGGCGUCGGAGAGAGGAGGGGGGUGGAGGGAGAGGGACGGGAGGGACAGGAGAACUUCAACGAAGAGGGCGAGCUGUUCGCCUGGGAGAGCGACCUGGACAGCGAGGACGAGCGCCACUCCGCUCGCCGCUCCAUCAGCGUGGCCCUGGUGGAGGGCAACUGCGUGAGCCACAACGGAGGUGCUGACCGGUCCCGUCCAGUCGGAUUCAAACACCGGCUCUGUGUCUCAAACCUUUCCCCCCCAACCCCUUCUCCGCCUUUUGUUUCCGCAGCGGUGGGCCUGUACGUGAAGAGCAGCGAGGCCCUCAACGUGUUCGCCAACCUGGUCAACGGCAACCGGGGCCUGGGCGUGGCCGUGCUGCAGAGCAGCCAGCUGACCCGGCUGGUGACCAACUGCGUGCUGAAAAACAGCCGCGGCGGCGUGACGGUGGAGAAGGACUGCCGGGUGGAGCUCCGCGGCAACGGCGUCUACGACAACGGCGGCCACGGCGUCCGGUUCAGCGGCAGCGGGCAGAUCGUGGAGAACGACGUGGUCGGGAACACUGGAUACGGCAUCCAGGUGUCGGCAAGCACGGAUGUCAAGAUAGUGCGCAAUCGCGUGCAACCCGCACAGGGCUGUGGCAUUGCUCUGCUGGGGCCCGUAAAAGGUGCAGUGCAUGAUAACAUCUUGUUCCAGGGCCACCCAGAGAACAAAAAAACCCUGCUGCACAUGGACCCUGGCAACGAGAGCUGCGUGUUGUGCAACAACAGCAUACUGAGGCACAAUAGCAGCUCUACACCCGCUCCUGCCUGGAUUUUGAAAAACCCCCCUCCUCGCCCACUGGCCAGCUCCCAUCCCGGCCUGUCCUCGUCCCAGUAUCCCUCCAGACUCGGCAUUUCCAUGACUGCCAGGGUCGGCGCCACGGUAGAAAGCGGCUGCCACAGCGGCAGCAUGUUCUGCUCCAUCCUGUGA
Menidia menidia (Atlantic silverside) is the source of this 3125-nucleotide messenger RNA. The record is from the annotation of a GenBank genome assembly. Lineage: Eukaryota; Metazoa; Chordata; Actinopteri; Atheriniformes; Atherinopsidae.